Protopolystoma xenopodis is the source of this 330-nucleotide messenger RNA. Lineage: Eukaryota; Metazoa; Platyhelminthes; Monogenea; Polystomatidea; Polystomatidae. The record is from the annotation of a GenBank genome assembly.
AUGGAAGUAGAGGAAGGUGAGCGGUUACCGUUCCUGAACGUUGAAGUUAUUCGUUCUAAUGGAACGCUGAAAAAGAAAUCGUUGAGAAAGAAGUCCUAUGCUGGGAUAAUACUCAAUUUUCGGUCCCAUCACAAUUACAGGCUAAAUAUUGGACUACUGAGGAGCAUGAUCAUCAGGAGCCUACGCCUGACGGUUGCAGAAUUCUGGGAUGAGGAGCUGGAGAAAUUGACAGGGAUCUUCCUCGGUAAUGGCUACCCAAGCGAAGUGAUACAAAGAAACAUACGGGCCUUGAAAAGUCGAUGGCUGACGGGGACUAUGAAAGGAGAGUAA